Messenger RNA from Dentiscutata erythropus, 965 nucleotides. The record is from the annotation of a GenBank genome assembly. Lineage: Eukaryota; Fungi; Glomeromycota; Glomeromycetes; Diversisporales; Gigasporaceae.
AUUGAAAAAUAAUAGUAAAUCGCGUAGACAUUUGUGGAAUUUCAUAAAGCAAAAUUGGGAUUUGAUUCAACAACGAUAUAUCCAUUCUUUACAACUUUUUGGAUUAAUCAUUAAAUCUGUGGACGCAUUUUCAACUCUUGAUGACAUUCGAGACAUUGAAGAAUUCUUUAAGGAUAAGAAUAUAAAAGAAAUUGAGAGACCAUUGCAACAAAGUUUGGAAAACAUUCGUGUUCGUGCCGCAUGGUUAUCGCGUGAUAAAAAGGAUUUGAUUCGAAGAUACGCUACCACUGCUUUUAAUAAUAGUCUUAACCAAGUAUAUAUUGUAUCUGCAGUGAGAACACCAAUUGGUUGUUUUAAUGGAGCAUUAAAGAAGUUAACUGCGGCAGAACUUGGUGCUAUAGCCGCGAAAGGUGCAAUUGAAAAAGCUGGUCUAAAGCCAGAACAAAUUGAGGAAGUUUAUUUUGGUAAUGUAUUACAAGCGAACCAAGGUCAAUCUCCCGCACGUUGUCCAACUACGACUGAAGCAACAACAAUCAAUAAAGUUUGUGCAUCUGGUAUGAAAGCUACCAUAUUGGCUGCUCAAAAUUUAGCAAUCGGAGAUAGAUCAAUUAUGAUUGCUGGUGGUAUGGAAAGCAUGUCUAAUGUUCCAUUUUAUGUACCAAGAAAUGUGACCUAUGGAAAUCAAGAAUUAUCUGAUGGUAUAAUUAAAGAUGGAUUAAUGGAUGGUAAUUGUGCAGAGAAUACAGCUAAAAAAUUUGGGAUUUCUCGUGAAGCUCAAGAUCAACACGCGAUUGAAUCAUAUAAACGCGCAGCUGAAGCUUGGAAGAAUGGUGUUUUCAAAGAAGAAAUAGUACCUGUAAUUAUAAAUGACCGUAAGAAGCAAGUAGUAAUUGAUGAAGAUGAAGAAUAUAAAAAUGUAAAAUUCGAAAAAAUUCCCGAAUUGAGACCAGUUUUUCAAAAAGAUG